Punctularia strigosozonata HHB-11173 SS5 is the source of this 2040-nucleotide messenger RNA. RefSeq lists its product as uncharacterized. Bases 535 to 2040 code for a protein of 501 amino acids. NCBI's taxonomy places the organism in Eukaryota, Fungi, Basidiomycota, Agaricomycetes, Corticiales, Punctulariaceae. The record is from RefSeq and is a predicted model, not a curated record. The transcript has 3 exons.
GCUAUUCUCAAGACUCAGUGUCGGCUGACUGCUUUUAGCCGAGCACACUUCCGUAAGCAGUGAGGUCCUUAUGACAAGAUCUCAGCGCGGGUGCGCCAAGUGGAGCAUGCAGACCAGAAGGGGAGUCGCAUGGUAGCAUUUGAGCUGGAUCUUGCUCAUUUUCAUGACAAGUCCAUCUCGUAUGCGUGUAUCCCUGCGAUCUUGAUUCGUACACCGCUAAAGACCCGGCGACAUCCGGCGUUACCGUCACGUUCGAUUAUCUGCUGCUCAAGAGAUUCACUAGCAAGAGAAGAAGUUGUGUUAUUUAUACACAAUUGUACCUCGGUGAUCUAGGCGAGCGAGAUCUCCGAUCCCACGGGAACAAUCCUUUAUCUUAGGGCGCUCGACGACUUACCCAGGCUGUCUUUUACGGAGCAUCCAUCGACUCCCCAAGAUCUUGCCACUAGCCCUCGGAAAUUCCUGGGUGACGCUGAACGCCUGAACAGCGUCCUUCGGGGGACACAUUAGCUUGGAAUCUAGCCUCUUCGUGGUGUCAUGUCUCGUAGAGGACUGUCGGGACAUAAUACCGCACGACAAAUUCAUUCGUAUGCUCCCAUCGAUCGAUGUCCUCCAGAGAUUCUCCUGAAAAUAUUGGAAUACGACGACGACCCAACCUUUUACGUUCACCGGAUUUGCAGGCGCUGGGAUGAAAUCAUCGAAGGGCAAUCCCGAUUUUGGACGGACAUCACCGUCACUUCCGACUAUCGGGAGAUGCACCGGGAACUCCCUCGCCUCCUCCGACUUUCUGGUUCCCAGCUGCUCAACAUAUACUUACUGCUCGAUCCUCCAGCCCACGAGAGGAAAGAUGGUGACGAAGAUACGUCCCCCAACAUCCAUCCCGGAAUGGAACUGCUGAAGCAGCACUCCCAUCGCUGGUCGACUCUACGUAUUGUGGCCCAUUUGGUAAACCAAACGGAGGUCGUCGCUCGUUGCCUCCAGAACGUCCAGGCCCCGAAUCUCAGGACGUUGUUAUUGGUGGAUUACGAACGGAAGUAUUAUCCGGACUCGACGUGGUCCAUCCUCAAACCGCGCGGCGAACGCGUCAUGACCUUCGGUGGUGCACCUUUACCCAACCUGGCCGUGUUGCGUUUGGAUCAGUGCUUCGCGCGGUGCUGCAGCGUGUCGAUGGUUGGGCUCACGACACUUCACUUGGGCAUCCCAGUGGGCACCUUGUACGAACCCGCCAUGCAGAGCAUCUGCGCCGUUUUUCAGAGUUCGCCAAACCUCCGAUGCUUGGGCCUUGGACUGCGCGGCGUCGAACCAUCGGAUCAGCCCAUGCACGACCCCGUGUCUAUCACCGUGCCCUCUCUUCUCUACCUGAAUAUCGAUGUGGCUGACGAGGAGAUGGUCUGCGCCAUCCUGUGGACGUUCGUUUUCCCGGCAUUGAAGACGCUCCAUAUCUGUGAUCACUAUGAUCAGCGUCAGCCAAUGGGCCUCCGCGACGGCAAUAAUGCGUCGUCCAUUCAGGGGAUCAUAGAGCGGUAUGAAGACGACAAUUUGUCCCAUCCAUACCAUCUCUUGCAGCAUCUUACCAUGAAGUGUGUCACCUACGAGACUUUCUUCCCAAUACUGGAGCUCUUCUGGGGUCUCCGUUUCCUGACGGUAUGCGGUAACUAUAAUAUGGAAGAAUGGAUCACCGCAUUGGACAUGGACGAGGAGGUCGGUUUUUGGUGCCCAAAACUGGAAGUGCUCACCUGGUAUACAUACGCCGCCGACGAGGAGAUGCAGGACCUCUUCUUGCAGAUGGUCGUCAACAGGGUGGACCACGGUUGCCUGAGAGAGGUCCGGCUUCUCACGGGCCAUCAUCAAUUCGGGGGUUUUGACGAGGAGACAGUGGAGGCGUUACAAGCCAUGGAGGGACUUGAGGUGACCUAUGUUAAGAUGUACGCCUACGAACCCGAGGGCGACGAUGCCAAGUUGUGCGAGAAGUUGGCGGACCUCUACGCUACGAACGCCGACUUCGAUGAUUGGGCGUGGCAUGAGUGGGAUCAUUCCUGGUGA